Messenger RNA from Python bivittatus (Burmese python), 3985 nucleotides. The record is from RefSeq and is a predicted model, not a curated record. NCBI's taxonomy places the organism in Eukaryota, Metazoa, Chordata, Lepidosauria, Squamata, Pythonidae.
AGAGAAUAACCAGAGUGACACGUUGCAAGUUCGACAUAAUCAAGGAGAACUUUUCUAGGUGGUGGUCUCUGAAAUUGCUCAGGGUGGAUAAUGAUAAUAAUAAAACCAUACGGUCUACCUUGUCAAUGUUCAAGACUGCAAUGGACAGUGAAAGAGGUUUGGUGUCUGUGAGAAUAACCACGAGAGACAGGGGAAAGAGCUGUGCAAAAGUGAGCACUCCUAAUUAACCUGAUUUUUUGGUGAUAAUCACACACAAUGGAAUCAAAUAAAAAAUCCGGGGAUGGAUUGACCGGCACGCAGAAAGAAGCUGCCCUACGCACUUUAAUUCAGCGCACGGGAUAUAGUUUGAUUCAGGAAAACGGUCAACGAAAGUAUGGAGGGCCACCACCAGAUUGGGAUGGACCACCACCAGAACGAGGCUGUGAGAUUUUCAUUGGAAAACUUCCGCGAGAUCUCUUUGAAGAUGAACUUAUACCAUUAUGUGAAAAAAUUGGUAAAAUCUACGAGAUGAGGAUGAUGAUGGAUUUCAGUGGAAAUAACAGGGGAUAUGCUUUUGUAACGUUCUGCAACAAACAAGAGGCAAAGAAUGCAAUCAGGCAGCUGAACAAUUAUGAAAUUCGGGAUGGUCGGUUACUCGGGGUUUGUGCCAGUGUGGACAACUGCCGCUUAUUUGUAGGAGGCAUUCCGAAAGCCAAGAAAAGGGAAGAAAUUUUAACCGAGAUGCGGAAAGUGACAGAAGGUGUAGUUGAUGUCAUUGUGUACCCUAGCGCAGCUGAUAAAGCAAAAAACCGAGGGUUUGCUUUUGUGGAAUACGGAAGCCAUCGAGCAGCAGCUAUGGCAAGACGAAAACUGCUACCAGGACGGAUACAACUAUGGGGACAUCCAAUUGCUGUAGAUUGGGCAGAACCAGAAGUUGAGGUUGAUGAAGAUACAAUGUCAUCAGUUAAAAUCCUCUAUGUGCGAAAUCUUAUGUUAUCUACUACUGAAGAAACAAUUGAAAAAGAAUUCAACAACAUUAAGCCAGGUUCAGUGGAACGUGUGAAGAAAAUUAGAGACUACGCAUUCGUGCACUUUAAUAACCGAGAAGAUGCUGUGGAAGCCAUGAAAGUCUUAAAUGGGAAGGUGUUGGAUGGCUCUCCCAUUGAAGUCACAUUAGCAAAGCCAGUUGACAAAGACAGUUAUGUUAGAUACACCAGAGGUACAGGAGGACGAGGAACAGCAUUGCCAGAAUUUACCUACACAUUUGGCCAUGUCUAUGAUCCUGCCACAGCUUACCUAGGAGCUCCAGUUUUCUAUGCACCACAAGCCUAUGCUGCUAUUCCCAACCUUCAUUUUCCUGCUACUAAAGGCCACCUCACCAACAGAGGCAUUAUUAGGCCUUCCUCCAUUAGAGAAAUUUACAUGAAUGUACCUGUAGGGGCUGCUGGAAUUAGAGGACUAGGCGGUCGAGGCUACUUGGCUAACCCUGCCCUGGGUCGUGGAUACCAGCUUAAAGGAGAAAAAAGAGGGGAGGACAAACUCUACGACCUUUUGCCCGGAAUGGAGCUUACUCCAAUGAAUCACAUCAGUUUAAAGCCAGAAGGAAUUAAACUUGCUCCACAGAUAUUAGAAGAGAUUUGCCAGAAGAAUAACUGGGGACAACCUGUUUACCAACUUUAUUCUGCCAUUGGACAAGACCAAAGACAACUCUUCUUAUAUAAAAUCACUAUUCCUGCCCUUGCCACUCAGAAUCCUACAAUGCACCCCUUCACACCACCAAAGCUAAGUGCCUACGUAGAUGAAGCCAAAACAUAUGCAGCAGAAUAUACUCUUCAGACCUUGGGGAUUCCCACUGAAGGAGCAGAAACCUCUGCCGCUAAUGUACCGUUUCCUGGAUACAUUGCUAAUGCAGCUGCCACUGUAGCAGCUACUCAGCUUAAACAAGCAGUGACUCUAGGACAAGAUUUGGCAACCUACACAGCCUAUGAAGCUUAUCCAGCAUUUGCAGUAGCUACUCGUAGUGACGGUUAUGGAGCCUUUUAAAAUACAUACAUACAUACAUACAUACAUACAUACAUACAUACAUACCUCCAGCUUUAUUUAAAUAACUCUUUUUCACUUAUCAAGCUGUGACAGGAGUAGGAGCUAUUCCAGCUUAACUGUUAAUCACCUUUAAUUAUUCUCAAUUAAUAAUAAGGCAUAAUUUGAUAUGGCAAGAAUUCUUUGCUUUUAGCUUAGCAAUUUAAAUAAUGGUCAAUCGUGGUAGACCCAGAUGUAUUUUUAAAAAGCCUUUAACGUGGGGAAGAAAUCGUCAUAACUAGAAAGGAAAUAAAACUUUUUCAUAUAUAUGAUCCUUGAUGGCAAUUUUCAACAGUACUACUUUCAACAGUACUCUUAGUAGUGUAAAGACCUUUGAAGGUAUGAAGCUAUUGCAUUUCUGAUGUUCUUGUCGCAAAACAUUUUGUACAGCUACAAAAUCUGAGUAGUGUGAUUGUCACACUCCUAGGAGCAUAUGGUAGAAAAUGUGUGAAUGCAUUGACAGUAUUGCUGCCAGUGUUAAGAAGAUCUUAGGCAAGAUACCCUCUGUGGUGGGGGUGGGGGUACACAAACACACUUGCAGAGACUCUACUCUAAUUGUUUCCUUCAAUUCUCUCUUCCUAGCACCAUUUUUCUCUUCUUAGUAUAGUCUAUGUGCAUACGCACUGUGCCUGGGCAUUUGUAUCAAUUAAAAAAUGAAAACAGCUCCUGUUUUGGGGGCAUCAUAACUGCAAAUAUAACAAGUAGGAAAUUAAGUUUUACAUUGCUAAGGAACUUAUGAAAAUAAGAGGGUCUUUGAAGAUGCUCUUUUUACUGAAAGAGCACCCCUUGGAAAGAAUGAAUUCCUUUUCCACAUGGUGCAAUUUUCCCUGUGCCUAUUAUUUUUAAAGAAGUAUAUUAUAUGCAAAAACACAGUUAAGGUCACUCAAAGUUUGACUCUUAGCAGUUAUUCUGGGUUCUAUUUAUAAAACUACAGUUGUAGCCAUCUCCACUGGUCACAGCCAAUAACAAAAUCUAGAAUACAGUCCGAUACAUAUCUCUGCAGAUAUUCAUCCUACUGAAUUCAAAAAAUCUUGCUCUCUAUAUUUAUCAGUGUAUGCUUCAACCCAUUGAAAUUAAUGUUUUUAUGUGCAAUUAACUUUGUGUUGGGUUGGUACCACUACUGAUUAGCAAACUAAGAUGCAGUCCUAUAGCUUCUCAUCUAGAAUAAGCCUAGCUGAAUUCAUUGGGAUCUACUUCUGAGCAGACAUAUAUAGGAACGAACUGUAACUGAAAGGUUUCCAAGAUAUAGUAAAAAAAAAAAAUAAUACUGCCAUUACAAUGUACAGUAUAGCUUUCUGUUUGACUUUUGAGACAUUCUGUUUCUUUUUUUAAAAUUAAAAGUAGUAUUUCUGCCAUGGUGUUAGGAGAAAAAAGCAGAGCUUAAAAUAUGAGAACAGUAUCUGAAGACAAAUUAAUUCUCAGAACUCAUUAAUAUUUUUUUGGACUAAAUCAUUGCUUUGGAAUAAUAGUUUGAAAUAUCCAAGGAAGUCACACAACCUAAGCCAGUGCAUCUUUAUUCAGGAGCAAACUCAUAUAAAGGAAUGUACAUCAAAUUGCAGUUUAGGCUGUUAUUGCAAAUUAUCCUUUAGCUGAAUUUUGGAGUAUGUGUUUACUUUUAAUAUUUUAGUAAACUAGAUGAAAAUAUUUCAUAGACUAUUUCUGAUAUAAAAUAGUUCUAUUUUCAUUUAGCAAGUUCAUCUACAUAGAGAUUUCAAGGAAGGUAAAAAUAAAAAUUACUGUAUCCCUCAGAGAAAAUCAAAGCAGGUCUGAUAGAAUGCCAAUAUGCUUGAAGUUAAGGUUGAAUUCUGAUAGCAUAGCAUAGGUGUUAUAUCAGAAAUAUGAAUCAUACACACAACCCACUUUUUCCAAAUUUAACAUCUAGUUUGGCUCCUUUUUUUUUUUUUUUUGGUUCAUAAAAUACAUUUAU